Molecule: messenger RNA, 3334 nt
Organism: Synchiropus splendidus (mandarinfish)
Lineage: Eukaryota; Metazoa; Chordata; Actinopteri; Syngnathiformes; Callionymidae
Product: RNA-binding protein 5-like
Exons: 25
Coding region: 553-3138 (861 amino acids)
Biological process (GO): mRNA splicing, via spliceosome
Cellular component (GO): nucleus
Molecular function (GO): RNA binding
Source: RefSeq, a predicted model, not a curated record
AAAGCCUGAACCCUCAAACACUACCACCCAAUAACAUUUACUGCAAAACCUUCGAUUAUUGAGCAGAUAUCUUCGACGCAAGGGCCAAAAAGUUAAUAUUUUUGAUCAAUUUCGACAUUAUGUGAAAUGAAUGUACACAGCGUUGCUGCUUCCACUGGUGAAUUUCUAAAUGAAGCAGAAUAGCAGCUCACUGAAACUACUGAUAACAACUGGGGAUACUAUAUUUGUAAGUUUGUUUUAUUCUUAUGGACUAAAGGGAACAUUACUUAACAUUACGAUUAUACGUUUCAAACGUGGCCAAAGUUGGAAUCUACUGGGUAAGGCAAGAGUAGCAAAUGUCGAGUUAACCAAGUGAUGUGAUCGAGUAAACAAAAAUGAACAUGUUUUUCAUGGCAAUGCGGUCCGAUUAGAAAUGUAGUUUUCGCCCCGACCAGUAGGUGGCGGUAGAGUUGCACGGUGCUGUUCAAAGAAAAGAAGAAGAACUGUUGAAACGAGGAGCUGUUUUUCCACAUUUUUCAAUUAGAAAGGGUCUUAAUUAAAAACCUCUGCAAAAUGAUGAGAGACGACAAACGUGAAUACAGCGGAAGACACCACUCGGAUGCUAGUACACUGGAUCGUGACGGGUGUGAAACUGCAAGCCAAGAUUUGGAAAGGGAUUAUGAUCAACACUCUGAUGACGAUAGGCACAGAGAGCAGAGAAAAAGAGACUAUGACAGAGACUAUGACACAAACCGUGGAAGAGGCCACGACAGAGAUGGGGAUCGUCAUAGAGAUCGUGAAAGGGACAGAGACAGAGAGAGAGCUCGAGGGAAAGACAGAUACAGUGACCGUUACAGAGAAAGAGACAGUCCAGAGACACAUCGGAGACAUCGAGUCAACGACAGAUCUGAUGAUGAAUACGAUGAGGAUUAUUCCGAGCAGGACUAUGGACGUGACCCGGAUGUGGAGAGCAGGAUAAUUCUUCUACAAGGCCUUCCAUCCCAUGUCACCGAGGAUGAUGUCCACUCAGCGCUUGCACAGCUUGAGGGUCCUCAGCCUGUGGAUGUUCGUUUGAUCAAAAGAGAAGGUAUAAGCAGAGGUUUCGCCUUCAUGGAGUUUUAUCACUUGCAAGACUCUACUCGCUGGAUGGAGACCAAUCAGAACAAGUUGGUGAUAAGAGGAAAGAGCGUCUCUGCACUGUACAGCAACCGGAAGCAAAAGCUUGACAACUGGCUUUGCAAUUCUUGUUGUCUGUACAACUUUCGGAAGAGGCAGAUGUGUUUCAGAUGUGGAGCUGCUAAAGCUGACGAUGAGUCAUCAGGUGUGACUGGCUCACAUGAGUCUCAGCGACCAGGAGGUUUUAGUAUCGACACAUUAAUACUCAGGAAUAUCGCACCUAAUUCCACGGUGAAUGGACUAUUAAACACCUUGGCUCCGUUUAGUAACUUGUCCUCCACCAACAUACGCCUGAUCAAAGACAAGAUGACGGGCCAGAACCGCGGGUUUGCCUUUGUUCAACUUUCAUCUCCUGCAGAAGCUUCUCAGCUGCUCGCUGUGCUCCAGAACCUGCAGCCACCUCUACAGCUGGAUGAAAAAAUACUGAGUGUGGAAUAUGCCAAGAGCUGCAGGAAGGAUUCCACGCCGAUCGAUGUGGCCAAACAUAACACCCGUACUGCCGCUAGCCUGGCCAUUGCCGCUGCUCAGUGGUCGUCCUGCCAGUUACAGCCAGUUGCUGCUACCUCUUACAACACUGCCUUAUCUGAACACGCGUUGCACACUCAGACUUAUGAAGCGUGGCAGCAGCAGCAGAGUAAAAGCACCGGAGAUGGACUGUUGGGAGCUUUUCCAGGCGCAGUGAUGCCUUCGACCGUAGGUGGGGUCAUCUCUCAGCCACCUCACCUGUUCAACAGCAACCCCAAUUACCAACAGCCACAUUUAGUGGCCAGGCCAGUGGUUUCAGCGCAACAAUCGUCAGGAUCACACCUGCCAUCAGCACCUGCCACUGUGACCCCUGCUGCCAACACCUCAGGUUUCCCGGACACCUCGAAAUACCAGUACGAUGAGAAAUCAGGUUACUAUUACGACCCACUGACUGGGUUUUUCUAUGACGCCAGCACUCAAUACUACUACAACCCUGGGACUCAAUGCUAUCUGUACUGGGAUAGUGAGAAGCAGAAUUACAUGCCUGUUCCGUCGAACACAAGUGCAGAUUCCAUCACUGCAUCAGCUGGCGCAGCCACGACCAGCUCAUCGGCUCCAGUAACUCCCAACCUCAAAGAGCCCAAGGGAAAGAAAGAAAAGCUGAAGAGCAAGUCGGCGCAGCAGAUUGCGAAGGACAUGGAGCGCUGGGCCAAAAACGUCAACAAGCGAAAAGAGAGCGUGAAGAUCAGCGAGCCGGCUGCUGACGAGUCCGAGCAGGACGACAGUAAAGAUGAUGCUGAUGCUGGCUUCUAUCUGUUGGAGAAAAAGAAUAUGGAGUAUUUUGAAACACCCUCAUCGGCGCCCGAGCCAUUCAGGGUCCCUGAGCAGGAGCCUUCAGGAAAGAGCUUACCACCUGAAGCUCACCACACGGAGCAUAAUCCAGAUGAAGGUGGGAAGGAGAGAUCAGCCGACCAUGAAGAGAAGAUGACUGACUGGAAGAACAUGGUCUGUCUCCUGUGUCGACGGCAGUUUCCCUCCAAAGACGCCCUGCUGCGUCACCAGCAGCUGUCCGACCUUCACAAGCAAAACCUGGAAAUUCAUCGGAAAUCAAUGCUGACUGAAGAAGAGCUGGAGGAAAUGGAGAAGAAAGAGCUUGAGCUCAAAUACAGAGACAGAGCAGCAGAACGAAGAGAGAAGUAUGGCAUUCCUGAGCCGCCUGUCUCGAAGAAGAAGAAGAAAUUCCACCAGCCUCAAGCCCCUGUGGUGAACUACGAACAGCCCACUAAAAACGGUCUAACCAGCGAUAACAUUGGGAACAAGAUGUUGCAAGCUAUGGGAUGGCAGGAAGGCACCGGGCUGGGGCGCCACCAGCAGGGCAUCACCACUCCCAUCGCUGCUUCAUUAAGGGUGAAGGGAACAGGCUUGGGGAUCAAAGGAAGCAACUAUGAACUUUCCGCCUCCGACUCGUACAAAGAUUCUGUCCGUAAAGCCAUGUUUGCACGAUUCUCUGACGUGUGAUGGAAGAGUGAUGAAGUUGGACAAGCUGAAAUGUGAGACAUCUUUCCAUGUUUCAAACCUGUCUGGGAUCUGUGUCAUAUGUAAAUUGAAAUUUCUAUUUUUAAUACAGGAAGGCGGAUUUUCUCUGUAACCAAUUGUUUUCUUCCCCCCUGAGUUAAGUAAUUAAAGCAGAAGAAUUAAACAUGUUUUUUUCUGA